Annulohypoxylon maeteangense is the source of this 1211-nucleotide messenger RNA. RefSeq names its product NAD(P)-binding protein. Gene Ontology annotation, biological process: triglyceride catabolic process; phosphatidic acid biosynthetic process. The transcript is spliced from 4 exons. NCBI's taxonomy places the organism in Eukaryota, Fungi, Ascomycota, Sordariomycetes, Xylariales, Hypoxylaceae. Gene Ontology annotation, molecular function: triacylglycerol lipase activity; acylglycerone-phosphate reductase (NADP+) activity. The record is from RefSeq and is a predicted model, not a curated record. Gene Ontology annotation, cellular component: endoplasmic reticulum; lipid droplet. Bases 177 to 1094 code for a protein of 305 amino acids.
GAACAAUCCUCUGAAAGAUCCUGUCAAUGUUCCCAGAUUAGCAUUCCAACCAUCCUGCAAUUUUUGUGCGAGAGGACAACGUGGGGUUCUCUGAUAUUUGAUAGUACCUAGUCGUCGAUACGACAAUUGCAAAGUCAAAUAACUCAAUUGACAUUCGUCGCAGCGCAGUUCAUACAAUGGCGGGACCUAAGCCAGGCCAGAAGACAGUGCUAGUUACAGGUUGUACACCCGGUGGUAUUGGACAUGGAAUAUGCGUAGAGUAUCACCGUCAAGGUCUUCAUGUCAUCGCCACGGCGCGCAGACCUGAGGUUCUGGUUGACCUCGCUGAAAUGGGCAUGAGCGCCCUUGCGCUAGACGUCACUGAUGCUGAGAGCAUCAAACAGUGCCACGAGGAGGUUACGAAGCUCACAGGCGGAAAGUUAGACAUUCUCGUCAACAACGCCGGUCGGACACACACCCACCCGGCAACAGACAUCUCACUCCCAGACGUCCGUCAAACAUUCGAGACGAACGUCUUCUCGAUCAUGGCCAUGGUGCAAGCCUUCAUCGAUCAUCUCAUAGCUGCCAAGGGUCUAAUCAUCAACAUCUCAUCUCUCUCAUCGCUAACUCCUUACGUCUUCGGCUCCGUGUACUGUGCCAGCAAGGCCGCUGUUGCGGGGUACUCGCGGACGUUACGCAUGGAGCUCGCACCCUUCGACGUGCGCGUCAUGUGUUCGAUGACAGGCACCGUGAAGAGCAACACCGCCAGCCAAGGGCACCGCGAGCUCCCCGAGAACAGCUUGUACCAGUCCGUCAAGGACAUCUUCGAGUGGCGGCUCGUGUUCAGCCAAAAUAACUCUACUGUCCCGACCGAGCAGUUCGCCCGGAGACUGGUCGCGGACUCGCUGCGCCCCGAAAGGCCCGCGUUCCUGAGGCGCUGGUUCGGCCGCCCGGAUUGGUUCUGGUAUGGUGGAUUGGCGGAUUUGGCGUGGUUGGGGACGUGUAUUGGUGAGUGGGUGAUUGAUGCGGUUUCUUGGCGGACGUUCCGGAUGCCGGAGAUUGUGAAGUUGCUGGAUCAGCAGCAACAGCAGCAAGUGCAGAAGAAAUUACAGUAAGCUUCCAACUCACGGCUUCGGCUAUGGAAGGAUGGGCAUCGUGGGUUACCGUGUACUGUAGGUAGAGUCGGCGUUGGAACGUUCUGGAAUUGAUUACACUGAUUCGGUGUGUUGCCU